Messenger RNA from Zootoca vivipara (common lizard), 8220 nucleotides. It is a transcript of the gene CNTN2, whose product is annotated as contactin 2. The record is from RefSeq and is a predicted model, not a curated record. Gene Ontology annotation, biological process: cell-cell adhesion. NCBI's taxonomy places the organism in Eukaryota, Metazoa, Chordata, Lepidosauria, Squamata, Lacertidae. Gene Ontology annotation, molecular function: protein binding.
GCUCACCUGCAGAAGGAGGGCAGGCAGCAGAGAGGAAGGGUUGCUGCUGCUGCUACUGGAUCAAGAGCUCCCAGGCUCUCCUCGCGCAGGCACGCCACACGCGCAAACACGUGCCGAUCCAGCCACUCUCUCUUCCCAAGAAUUGCACCCGCCGCCUCCGUUCCAUUUGUUGAACUGUAGCACAUAUUCUGAAGCCUACAAUGGGAGCAUCUGUGGAGCUUGUCUUGUUUUCAUUAGCCGUCGUCUCCUUUACAGUGUUACGGCCAACAGAGAGUACUCUAAGAAACUAUGGACCAAUCUUUGAAGAACAACCACGUAACAUCAUCUUUCCAGAAGGAUCAACAGAGGAGCAAAUACUGUUGGUUUGUCAAGCACGAGCCAGCCCUCCUGCAACCUAUAGGUGGAAGAUGAAUGGCACAGAGAUCAAAAUAGAGCCAGAUUCACGUUAUAGGUUGAACGGGGGCAACCUGGUGAUCAGCAACCCAGUGAAAGCCAAAGACACCGGGUCCUACCAGUGUGUGGCAUCCAACUCCGUGGGCACAGUAGUCAGCAGAGAAGCUUCCAUUCGCUUUGGCUUUUUGCAGGAAUUCUCUACAGAAGAGCGAGACCCCGUGAGGGUUACGGAGGGCUGGGGGGUGAUGCUUACUUGCAGCCCACCUCCCCAUUACCCAGGACUUGCAUACCGCUGGUUUGUGAACGAAUUCCCCAACUUCAUCCCAGCAGACGGAAGGCGUUUCAUCUCCCAAAAAACGGGAAACCUUUACAUUGCUAAGACAGAGGCUUCUGACCUCGGCAACUACUCCUGCUUUGUCACUGGCCAGAUUGAUUCCAUUCAGAAGAGUGUCUUUAGCAAAGUUUCUCAGCUCAAUCUUCUCAGAGAAGAUUCCAGGCCGUUUGCUCCCAGCAUUAAAGCCAAGUUUCCUUCUGACACUUAUGCUCUGGCCGGGCAGCUGGUGGCUUUGGAGUGUUUUGCCUUUGGGAACCCUGUCCCUCGAAUAAAAUGGCGGAAGUUGGAUGGUAGCCAGUCCUCUGAGUGGAUCACAACAGAGCCCCUUCUACAGUUUAAGGAGAUUGGCUUUGAAGAUGAAGGCACUUAUGAGUGUGAAGCUGAAAAUGCCCAAGGAAAAGACACCUAUCGGGGCCGCAUCAUCAUCCAAGCUCAGCCAGAAUGGCUGAAGGUCAUCUCAGACAAAGAGGCUGACAUUGGAGCAGACCUUCACUGGAGUUGUGCUGCAGCUGGCAAGCCAAGGCCUACCGUCAAAUGGCUACGGAACGGGCAGCCCUUAACCUCUCAGAAUCGCAUUGAAGUGAAUAGUGGGGAUUUGAGGAUUUUAAAGUUAACAAUGGAGGACUCUGGGAUGUACCAGUGUGUAGGAGAGAACAAGCAUGGCAGCAUUUAUGCAAGUGCUGAAUUGGCUGUGCAAGCCUUUGCUCCAGAUUUUCGGCUAAACCCCGUGAGGCGACUAAUACCAGCAGCUCGAGGCGGAGAAAUCAUUAUCCACUGCCAGCCAAGAGCUGCACCAAAGGCCAUUAUACUCUGGACCAAAGGGACUGAGCUUCUAAGCAAUAGCUCCAGCAUCACCAUCACUCCAGAUGGCACCUUGAUCAUUCAAAAUAUUAGCAAGUUAGAUGAGGGCAAAUACACCUGCUUCGCAGAGAAUUUCAUGGGCAAAGCAAACAGCACAGGAGUUCUCUCAGUUCGAGAUGCCACUAAAAUCACCCUCGCGCCAUCCAGUGCUGACAUUAAUGUAGGUGAAAAUAUUACCCUUCAAUGCCGUGCCUCUCAUGACCCAACAAUGGACCUCACCUUUACUUGGUUCCUGGAUGACUUUCUCAUUGACUUUGUCAAGUCCGAAGGCCACUACAAGCGAGCUAGUACAAAAGAGAACAUUGGAGACCUUUUGAUCUUGAAUGCUCAGCUAAAACAUGCUGGUCGAUAUACUUGCACAGCUCAGACAGUGGUGGACAGUGCUUCUGAGUCAGCAUUGCUGGUUGUAAGAGGUCCUCCAGGGCCACCUGGUGGGCUGGUGGUGAGGGACAUCAAGGACACCACUGUGCAGCUGAGCUGGAGCCGAGGCUUUGAUAACCACAGCCCCAUUGCCAAAUAUGUCAUCCAGGCCCGCACUCCACUCUUCUCCAAGUGGAAGCAAGUGCGCACCAAUCCUGCAAAUAUUGAAGGUAAUGCGGAGACGGCCCAAGUGGCCAACCUCAUACCAUGGAUGGAUUAUGAAUUUCGGGUCCUGGCCAGCAACAUCCUUGGAGUGGGAGAACCCAGUGUGCCUUCUACCAAGAUCCGCACCAAAGAAGCUGCCCCUACUGUUGCACCAUCUGGGCUCAAUGGAGGAGGAGGAGCGCCUGGAGAACUCAUCAUCAACUGGACGCCAAUGCAACGGGAGUACCAAAAUGGAGAUGGCUUUGGAUAUAGGCUCUCUUUUCGCAAAGAAGGCACUCAGGUGUGGAAGACAGCAAGCGUGCCCCAUGCGGAAUCCCUACAUUAUGUUUAUCGCAAUGAGAGCAUCACACCCUAUACUCCCUUUGAAGUGAAGAUCAAGGCCUUUAACAGGAAGGGGGAGGGGCCAGAGAGCCUGGUGUCCAUUGUACAUUCUGCGGAGGAAGAACCAAGAGUGGCUCCCUCUAACGUUACUCUCAAGGCAGUGUCGGCCACAGAAUCAGAUUUUUCUUGGGAUCCCGUGGAGCAACAUGAAAUGAAUGGAGUCCUUUUGGGCUAUGAGAUUCGGUACUGGAAACAUGGCGACAAAGAGGAGGCUGCUGACAGAGUGAGGACUGCGGGACUUGUCAACUCAGCACGUGUGACAGACCUCCAACCCAACACCAAGUAUCGUGUGGCUGUCAGAGCUUACAACCGGGCUGGGACUGGGCCAGCCAGUCCUCCCACCAGUUUCAUGACUACAAAACCACCACCAAAAAGGCCACCAAGCAACAUUUCCUGGAAGUUUUCCAGCACCAGCAUUAGCAUCAAGUGGGAUCCUGUGGUCGCCAAUUCAGAUGAGUCUCCUGUCACUGGGUACAAGAUGCUGUACCAGUCGGACCCGCACUCAGCCCCUGUUCUGUACACAGCCGCCAAAAAUUGGAUUGAGAUCAUGGUUCCAGAAGACUCUACUCAUGCAGUGGUGCAAAUCAGGACAACUGGUCCAGGAGGAGAUGGAGUCCCAGCAGAGGUGCGCAUCCUGAGAAACAGUGGGACCAGUAUGAUGGUGCAAAAUUCUGCUGACCAUCCAGUGACAAAUAACGUGGUUGCUCUGAUGUACUCACUAAUUCUGUCUGCACUAAUGGGUUGCUUGGAGCUCUGAUAACCAGCCCCUGUUAAAGAGAGAUGUUGGAUUCCUCCUCAUCAAGCCAGAGAGCAAAUCAACAACUGACCAUUGGGAGUACAAGUUUCUACUACAACUAGUAGUAGAAAAGAACUCAAGAGGAAAAAAUAUAUAUACUCUUUUCUUCCUUUUUCUUUUUUUAGAAAAUAGAAUAUUUCAUACAAGACGCGAGUCUUUAAUCAGUCAGUGGUGGUUUUUUUAACUGAAGAAACAAAAGGAUGAAUUUCAUAUGAAUUCUGGAAACUGGCUGUCUCAUAUUACUGUAUUCAGUAGAUUCUUCUGCCUUACAAAGCCAUGUACAGAAGGAAACAGACUCUUAAAACUCAAUCUUGAACCUUGUUUUCUUUCUUUUUUUAAAAAAAUUACAGAAUAAACGCAGUAUCUUUUGGGGGAGAGGUUUUCAAAGUGACGAGCAUGCUCUGUAUCAUUCCAACCAGUGUUGAACUGACGACUCUUGGGUUCAAAGAUGAAGGAGAACUCACUGAGUGGCAGCAUUAGCCUAAUCACUGCCUUCCAUGGCAGCCAACUGAAGUGGAUAAAGCUAAUGGUGAUGGACAAGCAUUUUGCACCCCAGACUUUAGAAGAAGCAAGCAGAGCUUUGUGAAUGGGUUGCCAAAAGUAGAAAAUUGAGGCUCACGGGUGGAACCAAAAACAUUACAGUUGCCUUGCCAUGUGGCUUCCACCCAGUAUGUGUUGCUUGUAAUCUUCGGUGCUUUACCACACUUGGCGCAACACACAUGCAUUUACCAGUUCUUGCAUUUUCCUUUGGUUUUCUUUCCUUCUCCUUCUCCUCCCCCUGCCCCACUUCACUAGGUGUUCUGAAGAAAAACAGAUACCAGAGGAGCUUUUAUGUCAGGAAGGAAAGGUUCAGGGUCUGUCUAAAAGGUCAUUUGAAUGUGGUAGACGGGAGGUGGUUACCUCAGAAGCCGCUUUCCAUUUUUACAUAAUAAUAUCAUCUGCCCAAACUUUCAUUAACCUGCCUUGGACCUGAGAGCAAAUUCAGUCUAUUCAGUCGUCAUGCCUUUCCACCUGUAGGAAAGUUCUCAGGUCAUGUGUGGUUGCCAAACCAAUAAAUUUUUGGAAAUGUUAUGCCUCUGAUCACUGUCAGAACUGAACAGUAGCUCAAUCGAGCGCCUGAACUGAGACAUAAGAAUGCUGACAGACAUAUUUUGUUUCUCAGAACGUUCUUCGGUGAUUUAAUGUUUGUGCUUAGCUUGUUGAUCUCUCUUAGUGUGCUUUACAUCUUUCAUAGACUAAGGAAGGGGGGAACUUCAGCUCCCCAAACAGCUUGUAAGAACGAACCAAUAAGAUUAGUGUAGGAAUCCUGUUACGCACUAUAAAACACCCUCGUACUUUCCUGAACUCAGAAAAUAGGACAGAUGCUUACUGGGGCUACCCAGCCAGAUGGGUGGGGUAUAUUACUACUGCUGCUGCUGUUGCUACUACUACUACUACUACAACUGAGCCCACAGAUUUUGUCUCUAAAUGGAAAUGUUUAAGGUGCAGGAGUUGCUUCUUUUAGCUAUUGGACAACUUCUUCCGAUCUUAAACAUGCACAAAUGGCUUGUUUUUCCCCUUGGUGAUGGUGUUCUUCACAUUUCACAGUGUUGAAUGGAUGUGGAUAGCAACCCCUGUAGGUACUCCAUUGGCUGGGAGAGGUGGUGAUUAACUCUGGCGACGUCUCCCAAUCAAAAUUCCCCCCAAGCUGUUAUCAGCUCUAAUAAGGGGUUAAAUACAGAAAUACAGGUACUUCACUCACCUUCGAAGGAGAAAGCUAGAAAAAGAAAAGUUUUGUUACAGGUCUAAUUUUUUGUGUGUCUGCUCCAAUCCUAAGGUACUUAUGUAGAAUGUGAAUUGUCCUCCACAAUUUACGUUUUUUUUAAAGAAAUGUUAGUCUGAAAUUAUGUGCUAGCUUCCCUUUUGGGAUUCUUCCCAUAGUUACAUCUGAUGGAAGCUCUUCUGUUGUUCAAAUGCAAGUUACAGUAUAACUAUGCUUUGUAUAUUUUAUGUGAAUUUUAGAGUUCUUGUUUAUUUUUAUUGAAGGCUUGGCAUAUUUCUUGUUUGGGGUAGAUUGGUUGGCAUUAAAAGGUUUUGUUGGCAUUAAGAGAAUCUCUCCAGCAUAUGAAGCAAAGUUCGUUCCCAAAUUGUUUGUGACUAGAUACUGGGAAAUGAACCAGGGACCACCUGCAUUUGGUCUGCCAUUGAACUGUGGCUACUCUACUCAAGAUAUGUCACUUGUAGUUACACAGAAGCAUCAGGUGUGAGUUAUCUCUGCACAACACAUUGUGGUAUUCUAAGCUUAAAUUAAGCUAGAGCUUGGACCAGGAACCUAUCAAGUGGUCAAACCAAGUUGCCUUUGAAAAUGUGCAGCAUACCUUAAUCUCUCCUCUAGAUAGCCACGGAUUGGGAUCUGAUUAGAGGGUGCAGGUUCCAGGCAAGCUUGAGUUCCACCAUUUUGCUCUUUCAGAAAUUAAAUACUGGUGGCAGCGUUCAGAGUAUCUUUGGUUCUCCAGAUGCUGCUGGACUACCAUCAUCCCUGGCCAUUGGCCAUGCUGAUUACAGGUGAUGGGAGUUGACGUCCAUCCACAUCUGGAGGGCCACAGGUUCACCAUACCUGUCCUAAACAGUGAGAGGUAACAUAACGGGGGAUGGAAAAAGAAGUGUUCACCCAGCAUGCCGAGUUCUCCUGACAAACUGGGCAGUGAGGGCCAAGUGAUGACGGCUCAGCUGGGUGUUUGAAAAACUGAGCCUUGAUAUUUUGAUGCUUAAGCAAGAUGCAAACUGAAAAGGGCGCAGAAGCCUGUUUUCCAGUGGUCUUGUACCACCCCCUCAACAUGGUCUGCUCCACUUUGGUAAUGUGGAAAACCUAAAAACUGUAGAGUAACUUUACUAGCAUUGUGUAUAAGUGCAGUGUCAAUAGUUUUACAUUUGCAUUCUGUUAAAAAUGGCUGCUGGUGGGAUACAUCUUGUACAUCUUUGUUGAGUUUGAUGGGGUGCAGCCUUGUCUCUUUUCAAGGGCAUGAAAAGGCAUUUUUCCUUCUCUAAGGUCUAUGAAUCCAGUCGGGGCCUGUGCCCCACCUCCUUGGCCAAGGAGUUCCACCUUGGUGUUAAGCUAGUUGUAUCUCAUCCCUCUUCUGCUCUUUCCCAGGGACACCCUUGGUUGUUCUCUCCUUCUCUCCUCCAUCUAAGGGGUGGGUGGGUGCCAAAUCAAGCUGCCUUUUUUCAAAACAAUAUAUUUAUCUUGACAGAAGAAAGUGUUGAAGGUAUCCUCCAGCCUGCACUGGAGUGUUGGAAGUGGGGAUGAAAGAGCACAUUUUUCAGCAGACUGACCUUAUUUGCAUCUCCCAGGCUAAUACAUUGCCUAAUACGUGGAUUGGACCAUAGCCAACCUUCGAUUUUGCACUUCUCAGCCCGAAAUACAUACCAAAAUGUGUUAAAAACAAUAUGUGUUUUUUAAGGAUAAAAUAGAUUUAGAAAUGCACACAUUGAUAUAAAAUACAUAUUUAAAUAUGAUUUUUUUAAUAAAAAUACAUAUUUAAAUGAUAUUUAAAUAUAAAUUUCUGUAUUGAUUUUCAAUAAAUUGCAGAUUGAUAAAGCAGGAAACGAUAGAUUUGUGAACGAACAUGUGAGAAACUGACAGAAAUAGACAGAUCUGCCUAUCUCUAGCUGGAAGCUAUUUCUUUGGGAGCUAACAUAGCAUUGUGAUUGGCUAAGAGACAUGACCUGUAAACCAGGAGUUCCUUGAUUCACAGCUUGCCUCUGCCAUGGAUGCAGUAGGUGGCCUUAGACCAGCCGCUAUCACUCAACCUCAGUGCCUCAUCUGCAAUAGGGGGUGUGAUAAUAAUACUGAUUUGCCUUUCAGGAUGAUUUGUAAGGACCUCUGAGAUCAUGUACAAGAAGCACUUUGAGGGCUCCAAAUUGCUAUGAAAAUGUUAUUGUACUUUUCAGUUGCAUAUAUUGUUUUUUGCAGUUCUUCCCUUCUGUUGACCUGAAGGAGUAUUUUGACAGCAGUGCGCAAACUCGAGUCAGGGUGUAUAAAAAGGCAAGUAGGAGAUUUUGUUCCACACAGGCAAAAAGGGAGAAGCAGGCCAUGCCCCUGCGUGGGCCAUAUAAGAGUGUUUCAUACCCUUAUCUAAAAGCAUGCAAGGUAGGCAUUUGUGUGGUGCAUCAAUGUGUUUUGGUAGGCUAUAUUUUAGAAUGAGGGAAUUUCUCCAGAGAAGCAAAAAAGACACCCUUGUUGUAUUCUAGCAUGCAGUCUAGAAUACUUCCAAUUCCGCUCGGCUUCAAACGAGGCUGAACCCUGUGGAGAACUUCAUGCCUAUAGCUGUGCUAAUGAAACAAUUUGUUAUAGUUUAUGUAAUGUGCAUAGAAUGGGAUAGAACUGGGCGUGCCAGAGACACUUUGCAAAUGUUAACAUUUCCUUGGGCUCAGGUGGGGCUCAGAUCAGGUAUCUUCAUUCUGAACUGCAUCCCUGGCAUAUUACUGGCAAAAUUCACCUGUGGCACAUUGAAUGGAAAGGAUACCAGUUGACUUUUUUCCAUGAGUGUCACUCUAGACUUCAGACUUGCUGUUUAAAAUAAAGCAGUAUUUUAAAAUAUAAAAGUGAGACACAAUUAGGAUGUAUGAUCAAUAGCCCUGUGAAAUUACGUGUGUAUGUAUGUAUGUUUGUAUAUUUAUAUGUGCAUUUGUUUUGGAAUUUGUGUUAUUUCUUCUCAUGCAUUGAAAUAUAUUCUUUUUGUUACAUUUACAUUCAUACCCCAACUUACCAUGUAUAAAUAAAACUGCAGUACACAUUCAGGUUUUAUACUGUAUCAGUGUUUUCAGGCAAGUUGACGGUAGAGCAGCAUCUACUGGUAGCUGUCUUGAGGACUUGCAGUAGAUUGGGACA